Messenger RNA from Ziziphus jujuba (common jujube), 3994 nucleotides. Its product is annotated as pentatricopeptide repeat-containing protein At5g11310, mitochondrial. Bases 1145 to 2998 code for a protein of 617 amino acids. Lineage: Eukaryota; Viridiplantae; Streptophyta; Magnoliopsida; Rosales; Rhamnaceae. The transcript has 5 exons. The record is from RefSeq and is a predicted model, not a curated record. Gene Ontology annotation, molecular function: protein binding.
CUUUCAUUUCUUUUCAUUUUGGACGAGCCGGCUUACUUUGAAGAGAGGGAGUGAAGUGUGAGCGGACGUCCCCUUCUUCAGUUCGCCAUUUUCAUUAAUCCAGCUCCACCCGAUAAGUAUAUUUUCACUUUCUUUCGUCUCGCUUCUACUCUUUCACGUCAAUUACUUCUCUGGCAAUGGUUGCAUUUCUUGUUUGUAUGUUUUUUUUUUUUUUUCAUUUUCUUUUAGUUUAUUCACUAUCUUCCUCUUUUCUCCUAAGAAUUUGAAUCUGUGUUGUGAAUGUUAGGGCUUCUUAUUCAUACUUAGAUUGUAAAUCCGAUUUCCAAUUAUUAUACCAAUCAAAUUUAACCCAUCGUUACUUUAUUUAUUUAUUUUUUUCUAGUGAAUUUCGAUUUCUUAUGUCUUUUCAGUUUUAGUUUUCGUUUAUCUUCUCUUAUUAGCUUUUCAUCUUUGUGUUUAAAGAAUUUUUCAUUCAUAAGAUAGUUGAAGUUUUCAAGUGCCGGUUUUAGCUUGAAUUUGAAUUUCUUUUGUUUUUUUGUGGCCGUUUACGUUCUCUUAUUAGUAAUUAUCCUUCGUUGCAAGAGUUUAGCCAUUGUGUCAUGAAUGUCUUUUGUAAUGAUGUGAUAUAGGCAUCAAUUAUCUAUGAAAAAUAUUUUAUAAUAUUUUUGAGAUAUUCAACCUACUUUUACAUUGUUUUUGUAUGGCACUAAUCGAUUUCUCUGUAAUUCAAUUACAUAUAGAUGUACAUUGGGCAUCGUUUCAUGUUAGUAUUCACUCAUUAAUUCUCUGGAGAUCAUUGUAUGGGGUAAGAUUAUGUUAAAGAUGAUGCCCCGUAAUUCAAAUCUCACUAGCAUAUGUUUACUUUGUAAUAUCGAUCCUUUAUAAGGUGCAGCUAGCUAGCCAACCUAUUUUUAUUCGGAGAGGCCAAUCCUCAGCCUAGAAAGCACAAGUUGCGUGGGGCAAAAACAGAUUUUAAUGAUGAGCAAGCUAGCAUACACGGUAUGCUUUUUUGGUGAACGAAAUGAAGGGAAGGCAAACCACUAAAGAUAGAGGAAGUAAAAAGUUGUGAGGGACGAGCACCAUGACAACCACCAGUACAUCAUGAUUACUAAUAUAUAUAUAUAUAUAUAAUUUAAAUCUAUCUAUGUAUAAAACACAGCCUUCAAUUCCUUUGUUCCUCAAAGUUUGCUCUCUCUUUCAAACCCGCUAUUUUCCACCUCAAAUCCUCCAACUCCUCAACUCAAACCCUAAGCCAAUUUUUCAAUUUCCUACCUUACGAUUCUUAUCAGCUUCUUCCAAUCAGUCAUGGCUUUCAGUACCUGGUAAACCUGUCAUCAAUUGGCCUCACCAGCCCUUCACUCCCCCACACCCAGAAACCACCUCGAUCCCUAAACCUGACCCGAUCCCCAGCUUCUCAUACAAUGAAUUCUCCAUCAUUGGUGACUUGCUCAGAGACCCCAGCAUAUCCCCUGGUUCGUCAUUCCAUAGUGUGUUGGACCAGACUGGAAUCGAGCCGGGUCCGGAUAUGUUACAAGCUGUGUUCGACCACUUUGAUUCUUCUCCCAAGUUGCUGCAUUCACUCUUUCUUUGGGCUAAAAGGAAACCUAGGUUUCAACCCACUGAGUUGCUCCUCAGCUCCAUGAUCAAUGUCCUUGCUAAAUCAAGGGAGUUUGACUCUGCAUGGUCUCUAAUUCUCGAACAUGUCAAUAAAGAUGAGGAACCCAACUUGGUUUCUGGAGAUGCAUUUGUGAUAAUGAUCAGGCGAUAUGCUCGUGCAGGUAUGCCCCAAUCUGCAAUUCGAACAUUUGAAUUUGCAAGUGGUUUAACUUCAAUUCUCAGUCCCACUUCAGAAAUGAGUUUACUAGAGAUUUUGUUGGAUUCCCUAUGCAAGGAAGGCCAUAUUAGGGUAGCUUCAGAGUACUUAAAUAGGAAAAGGGGGUUGGACUCAAACUGGAUACCAUCAGCGCGGGUCUAUAAUAUACUGUUGAAUGGCUGGUUUCGAUCAAGGAAGCUCAAACAGGCAGAGCGGUUAUGGAUUGAGAUGAAGAGGGAGAAUGUGAGACCUUCAGUUGUAACAUAUGGUACCCUUGUGGAAGGUUAUUGUCGGAUGCAUCGUGUUGAACGGGCUAUUGAAUUGGUGAAUGAGAUGAGAAUGGAAGGAAUUAAGCCUAAUGAAAUUGUAUACAAUCCAAUAAUUGAUGCACUGGGGGAAGCAGGGAGGUUCAAGGAGGCAAUGGGAAUGAUGGAGCGCUUUUUGGUUCUAGAAUCAGGUCCUACUGUCUCAACAUACAAUUCUUUGGUGAAGGGCUAUUGUAAGGCUGGAAAUCUUGAAGGUGCUAGUAAGAUCCUUAAGAUGAUGAUAAGUAGGGGUUUUUUCCCAACUGCAACAACAUAUAACUACUUCUUUAGGUACUUUUCAAAGUUUGGGAAAAUUGAGGAGGGAAUGAACCUUUAUACUAAGAUGAUUGAAUCUGGGUAUACUCCAGAUCGGCUUACAUACCAUCUUUUGUUGAAGAUGUUGUGUGAGGAGGAGAGACUUGACUUGGCAAUUCAAGUUGGCAAAGAAAUGAGAUCCAGAGGAUGUGAUAUGGACUUAGCGACAAGCACAAUGUUGAUCCAUUUGCUUUGCAAUAUGCAUGCACUGGAACAGGCUUAUGCAGAGUUUCAGGAUAUGAUAAGACGGGGUAUAGUUCCUCAGUAUCUUACUUUCAAGAGAUUGCAUCAUGAAUUAAAGAAAAGAGGAAUGACUGAAAUGGUUCGUAAACUAUCUGAUAUGAUGUCUUCUGUUCCUCAUUCUACGAGGCUGCCAAACACAUACCUUGGAGAUGGAGAUGUAUCUCAUGCUAGGAGAACCUCUAUACUGCGGAAAGCUGAAGCAAUGGCUGUUAUGUUAAAAAAUUGUAAAGAUCCAAGGGAACUUGUGAAGUAUAGAAGGCCAUCUGAAAAUGCUGUAUCAAUUGCAAACCAGUUGAUAGGUGAUAUUAAGAAAAAAAGCUAGCACAUGAUUUAUUUUUUCUUUUUUUCUUUUUUGGAAUGUGAGGUUUAGUCAGCAAAAAAGUUUUGACUACUAUAUGCUACUGCCAGCAUUGGGUUAAGGACUCAAGAUGCAUGUGCAAAGAGAUAAGUUGAUAUCCAUAUGGACAUCCUAUUGAAAAGCUAGUUUAAAGGGCUUCUUUCUUCCUUAAGAGUUAGAUUGUUAAAUGUCAGAGGAGAUUUUCAGUUUUGUUAUAUCCAACAACCUGCUGGAAGACGUCUCAAAGGCAGUCAAGAGGUCCAAAAGGAGGUGAAUCGGCAUGUGAAAAUCAGUUACAGAUUUACAAGGUGGAGAAUCUAUGGAAUGCAAGUUGGAUUUUGAGCUAAAUGAAUAAUUUGUGAGACUAUGCUUGGAGUCUAAAACUAGGACUGGGCUUGGAAGGGCUGUUUUUUUUUUUGUGGGUGGGGGGGAAGGAAUUUCCUUCUGCUAAUUUUUCACAAGGUGUAUUGUGUACAAGGUUAUUGCAAAUGCUGGUAUUUUUGAGUCUUGAUUUCUGCAUAAUCAGAUGAUGUGGCUAAUGUUCUUGAUAGAUGUGCAGCAACCAGCCCUUGAAAGGUGCAUUAGUGAGAUAAGAGGUAGCUUUACAGUAUAGCUAUUUAGGACAAGGCAGUCUCUCUGGAAUCCGGAGAACAAUACUGCUGAUGAAGAAUAAUGGGGAGAUUCGUUGACGAUAUUGCUGGUAGGCACUGGCCUUUUGUGCAUGGGACUAGUCUGUAUUGGGCAAAAUGCUGCUAGGAUGUCUGGGGACUGACAAACUUUUAUUACUAUUUUUUAAAAAAUGCUAUUUCUUACUUCAAAAUCUUUAUAGGUUUUUUUAUUAUAUUCCCUGAUGUGGCUUCUUGGCUGUUGACGACAUGUUAGGUGAUGUAAAAUUCUUAAUAUGUAUAAAAUAUAAAUUAAUGAGAAAAUUCUAUGUAUUACAUUUUGUUAUUAAACAUUACUUGGUGAUAUUGCUCGGCA